Messenger RNA from Aspergillus piperis CBS 112811, 450 nucleotides. RefSeq lists its product as uncharacterized. Bases 1 to 450 code for a protein of 149 amino acids. The record is from RefSeq and is a predicted model, not a curated record. The transcript has 2 exons. Lineage: Eukaryota; Fungi; Ascomycota; Eurotiomycetes; Eurotiales; Aspergillaceae.
AUGUCUUCAUUCACUCAGCCAGUGCCAGUAGUUGCCUGCGGCAGAAUACCCGCGAUGGGGAAAUCAAUCUCCCAGCACCUACUGCCUGAAUACGAAGUCAUCCACUUCAUCCUGUCAUAUGAGGCUGCAGAGGCUGAACUCCCGCAUCUGCUUGCAGGUCGCGAUCCUCAGUCUCGGAGUCCCAAUGAAAUAGGAACCCACGAUUAUAGCCGGCCUCCUCGCGCGGUAAUAUUUGGUCGCGGCUAUGAGCCUAAGCAGGUUGAAGAGCUUAAGCAAAAAUUCGCGGGUGUUACCAAAGAACCUGUUGCUUGGGUGAGGGGGAACCCAGCGGACUUGCCUGCCGGGGCCGCUGGGCCUGAGUAUGCUCAGAAUGUCGCGGCGGAUAUGAAGAAGGUGCUUAAAAAAUGGAGGGAUGGGGGAGGAAAGGGGGAGGAGAUUUUGGUGUACUAG